Molecule: messenger RNA, 735 nt
Organism: Haplochromis burtoni (Burton's mouthbrooder)
Lineage: Eukaryota; Metazoa; Chordata; Actinopteri; Cichliformes; Cichlidae
Product: troponin I, fast skeletal muscle
Exons: 7
Coding region: 107-622 (171 amino acids)
Biological process (GO): muscle contraction
Cellular component (GO): troponin complex
Source: RefSeq, a predicted model, not a curated record
AUAUAUACACCCCUGGGAUGAUUUCUUCUCACUGCCACUGGCCACUGCUGCCCUCCUCCUGGACUUUCCGUCUCGUCGUAGAUUGUGAAGAACAGAAACCGUAAACAUGUCUGAAAAAAAGAUGACUUCAAGCCGCAGGCAUCAUCUGAAGAGUUUGAUGCUGCAGAUCGCGGUGAACUGGAUUGAAAAGGAGAAACAGGAAAUUGCAGCCUCUAAGCAGACCUACAUGGCAGAGAAUUGCCCCCCUCCUGCGCUGAGUGGAGACCAGGCAACUCUCAUGGAAACCUGCAAAAAGUUGCACGCCCUCAUCGACAAACUUGAUGAAGAGAGGUACGACCUGGAGAUCAAAGUGGGCAAGGCUGAUAAAGAGAUUGAUGACCUGAAAAUCAAAGUGGUCGACCUGGCUGGAGUGAAGAAGCCCGCUCUGAAGAAAGUGCGCAUGUCUGCCGAUGCCAUGCUGAAAGCUCUGCUGGGCUCCAAACACACAGUUAACCUGGACCUCAGGGCCAACCUGAAGCAGGUCAAGAAGGAGGUGAAAGAGGAGCCUGCAGAGGCGGUGGGCGACUGGCGUAAGAACAUUGAGGACAAGGCUGACAGGAAGAAGAUGUUCGAGGCCUCCUAAAGAACUGCUCGCUGCUCUUGUAGCUGUUCUGGGAUGUUAGCACUUUUUAUGGAAUUUCUGGCAUUGCUCAUUGAAUUGAAAAACCCCUUUUCUCAUUAAAUUUGUAAGUUUCA